Molecule: messenger RNA, 2481 nt
Organism: Cordyceps fumosorosea ARSEF 2679
Lineage: Eukaryota; Fungi; Ascomycota; Sordariomycetes; Hypocreales; Cordycipitaceae
Product: small oligopeptide transporter, OPT family
Exons: 7
Coding region: 1-2481 (826 amino acids)
Biological process (GO): transmembrane transport
Molecular function (GO): oligopeptide transmembrane transporter activity
Source: RefSeq, a predicted model, not a curated record
AUGAGCGACCCGAGGCGUGACGGCGCGUCGUUCGCCCAGGCGCAGGCGCACACCAGCGGCAGGGACCAAGACGAGGGCGCCGCAGCUACUGAGCGCACCCCGCGACACUCGUUCCAGCACGAUGACGACGGCGAUGAUGACCUUGACAAGUGGUCUGACUUUGACGCCGACGAUCCGUCUCUGCAUCCGUCCGGCUCCGAGGAGCGCGGCCGUCUGCUAGACCCCGAGCACGCCGGCGCCGAGGCGUUUGAGCUGCACGACCUCGACCUCGACCUCGACCUCGGCGCCUCACCCUCCCCCGGCGGCUUCAAGGACCCCGAGGCCGAGGACUCCCCCUACCCGGAGGUCCGCGCGGCCGUGCGCAACUACGACGAGGACGUCCCCGCCGGCACCCUGCGCGCCUGGACCAUCGGGCUGGGCCUCACCGUCGUCGGCGCCGCCAUGAACGCGCUCUUCUCCCUGCGCCAGCCAUCCAUCUCCAUCGGCCCGCUCGUCGCCCAGGUCGUCGCCUACCCGAUCGGCCACGCCUGGGCGCGCCUCGUGCCCGCGCGCGAGUUCCGCACCCUCGGCGUCCGCUGGAGCACCAACCCGGGCCCCUUCAGCAUCAAGGAGCACGCCGUCGUUACCGUCAUGGCCAGCGUCUCCUUCUCCGUUGCCUACUCGACCGACGUCGUCCUCGCGCAGCUCGUGUUUUACAAGCAGAACUUUGGCAUCCUCUUCCAGCUGCUGCUGACCAUCUCGACGCAGUCGCUGGGCUACGGCAUCGCUGGCGUUAUGCGCAAGUUCUUGGUGUACCCGGCCUCGAUGAUCUGGCCGGAGAACCUCGUCAGCGUCACCCUCCUCAACGCCAUGUACGAGCAGGGCAGCGCGCCCGACCCCCGCGUCCUCGGCGGCUCCAUGCCUCGCCUCCGGUGGUUCACCCUCGUCUCCGCCGCCUCCUUCUUCUACUUCUUCAUCCCCGGCCACUUUGCCCGCUUCCUCAGCGUCUUCGCCUUCCCCACGUGGCUCGCCCCGGACAACGCCGUCGUGAACCAGCUCUUUGGCGGCGUCUCCGGCCUGUCCCUGCUGCCCAUCACCUUUGACUGGACUCAGGUCGCCGGCUUCAUCGGCUCCCCGCUCAUCCCACCAUGGCACGCCAUUGCCAACACGCUCCUCGGCGUCGUCCUCUUCUUCAUCUGCCUCUCCUCCGUGCUGCACUACAGCGGCGCCUGGUACUCGGCCUACCUGCCCAUGAGCGACGCCGGCACCUACGACAACCGCGGCCAGCCUUACAACACCACGCGCAUCCUCACGCCGCAGUUCACCCUCGACGUGCAGGCCUACAAGGAGUACUCGCCGCUCUUCAUCAGCACUACCUUUGCCGUCGCCUACGGCCUCUCCUUCGCCUCCAUCUCCGCCCUGCUGGUGCACACCUGGAUCCACAGCCGCAAGACCAUCUGGCGCCAGUACCGCAACAGCACCACCGAGAAACCCGACAUCCACAUGAAGCUGAUGCGCAAGUACCCCGAGGCGCCGGACUGGUGGUACCUGACGCUGUUCCUAGUCAUGCUCGCCAUCGGCCUGUACACCGUCGUCGCGUACCCGACCAACUUUGCGUGGUGGGCGUUCCUCCUCGCCAUCCUCAUCUCCUACGCCUUCUCCCUACCGAUCGGCAUCAUCCAGGCCAUCACCAACACCCAGAUCGGCCUCAACGUCCUGACCGAGUUCAUCUACGGCUACAUCCAGCCCGGCCGCCCUCUCGGCCUCAUGCUCUUCAAAACCUUUGGCUACGUCACGAUGUCCCAGGCCCUCGGCUUCAUCGCCGACCUCAAGUUCGGCCACUACAUGAAGGUGCCCCCGCGCACCAUGUUCCUCGCGCAGGUCGUCGCCACCACCAUCUCCUGCCUCGUCCAGAUCGCCGUCCUCAACCUCGCCCUCGUCAGCAUCGACAACGUCUGCGACAUCCGCCAGCGCGACCGCUUCACCUGCCCCGGCGGCCGCGUCUUCUUCUCCGCCUCCAUCAUUUGGGGCCUCAUCGGCCCGGCGCGCAUCUUCUCCCCCGGCGCCGUCUACUCCGGCCUCUUCCUCUUCUUCCUCCUCGGCGCCGCCGCGCCCCUCUUCGUGCACCUCUGGGUCCGCCGCCGUCCCGCCUCCGCCGCGCGCCACCUCGUCACCCCGCUCAUCUUUGGCGGCGCCGGCUCCAUCCCGCCCGCCACGCCGCUCAACUACUUCUCCUGGGGGGUUGUGGGCUUCGCGUUCCAGUUCUGGGUCCGCCGCCGGCACGCGGCCUGGUGGUCGCGGCUCAACUUCUUGACGUCGUGCGGGCUCGACUUGGGGCUGGCGCUGGGCACGCUGGUGCUGUUCUUCGCGUUCACGCUGCCGGAUGUCAAGCCGCCGCAGUGGUGGGGGAACACGAUCGUGGAGCGGACGAUGGACUUUCGCGGCACGGCGGUGCAGGUAGUCUUGCCGGAGGGGCAGACUUUUGGUCCGCAGAGUUGGUGA